AGUUGGUUCAUCCAGCGAUCACACAUAUCGACUGUCGCCUGGAUUGAAGGAUGAGAUGGGACGGGCGCGAGCUUGAAUCAUGGAGACGUGAAAAGGGGAUGGCACAUACGGAAAGGGAAGGGAUACCUGGACGGGACGAGCGGGACGGGGUGAGAACGAGGACAACGGGACGGCUACGCGGGUCAGGGUUCGUCCUAUAAUCAAUCGAUAACGAUGAUCGAGAAAAUCACUCUCGAUCGUCGAAUCCACACGAACCUCGACUCGCACCCGUUUGGCUCUUUCUAUCUCUUCUGGACUCUACACCUUUUCCUCUCUGGGCUCGACCUGACCGACAUACAUCGACUCGGCCUUUUCCUCAUUAUCGUCGACAUACCGGCUCGAAAUCGUCGCUCUUCUCCUCGACUCGGACGCCGGUCCUUCUUUCACCAUCAUCUUUUUAUGCGACUGCCUUAUUUUUCACUUUACGGAUCGACUUGGAUUUUUUCUUUCUCUUCUCUAUCGGUUCUCGCGCCACAUGCGACUCGGCGCAGGAUUCAGGACUGGACUGCGAACUCGGACAUCGUCAUCUACGUCGAUGUCUUGGUAUGUUUGCGAUCGCGGUCCCGGUCGUCGGAAAUCGCUUUGGCUACCCGGGAACAAAUAUCGAUUUUCACACACGUGUACCUUUCUUCCCUUUUAUCUUUCAACACUUCUCUCUGUCGCCCUCGUCAUCGGGAUCUCGCCUAGUAUCGCCAACAAGCCCUGCCACGACAAACCCGCGCAGCGCUGGCAGCGAAAUCACUGGACUAGGC
Molecule: messenger RNA, 791 nt
Organism: Filobasidium floriforme
Lineage: Eukaryota; Fungi; Basidiomycota; Tremellomycetes; Filobasidiales; Filobasidiaceae
Exons: 1
Coding region: 214-726 (170 amino acids)
Source: RefSeq, a predicted model, not a curated record